UCUUAGCACUCAUAUGAUUGGUCAGCACAAUGUGCAAGUUCCCGCCAUCUUCUGAGUGAACAUCUUGUUGUUUUGCAUUCGCUGGAACAUUGGAGUCCUACUCAAAAGACAAAAAAUGUGGCAGAAUCAAGGAGGAGGCUUCAACCAAAGUGGCUAUGGAGACCAGGGUGGGGGGUACAUGUCCCCAGGGGGAUUUGGCACCCCCCAGCAGUCACAGGAGAGAAAGAGUCGUACCCGCGCCCAGAAUAUCAUGCCCAGCACCGUGGCCCAGGUCCUGAAUGCCGACCAGACUGAUGACAAGUUCUACCAGGGAGACGUGGAGCUGUCACAGGUAACGAUUGUGGGUUUGGUGCGGACAGUGAAAGAGUCCCCAACACGUAUUGAUUAUGAGAUUGAUGACAUGACCGGCCCACCCCUGGAAGUUAAACAGUUUGUAGACAAUGAUGAGAACCUGCCGGAGGAGGAGCGGGUGCAGGCUAUGCGGGAAAACACCUAUGUCCGUAUCUAUGGACAUCUGCGCUCCUUUGCUGGCAAGCGCAGUGUGGUUGCCUUCAAGAUGACCCCUCUGACAGAUAUGAAUGAGCUGAGUUGCCACAUGCUGGAAGUCAUCCACUCCAACAUCACAUUGUCCAGUGCUCAGAGUGCAGGAGGUGGUGGGAUGGCGUCCAACAACACUGGUGCUGGCUUCAGUGACAUGGGUGGCGGUGGUGGUGGCGGAAGCACCAUUCCUGGUCUAUCCCCACUACAAUCACAGAUACAACUGAUCAUAAAGAACCACCCAUCUGACACUGGGGCCAGCAUCGACGCUGUGUGCAAACAACUCCGCUCUGUGCCCGAGCAGCAGAUCAGAGAAGCGGUUGACUUCCUGAGUGGUGAGGGUCACAUCUACUCCACAAUAGACGAGGAUCAUUACAAGGCCACAGAUGGCUGAUGUCGUCAUUCGGUGCUGGAUCUCUACAUCAUAUACGCAGACAUUGCUAGAAGGUUUGCUGAUUCCCCUCCGGGAAGUAGGGAGCAGGUGUUGGUGUGGACAUCUACCUCGUCCAGUACAACACCAGUGUAAUUAUGUAUAUAAGCUGAACACAUUAAAUGUGAAAAAUAACUGA
Messenger RNA from Haliotis rubra (blacklip abalone), 1106 nucleotides. RefSeq names its product replication protein A 32 kDa subunit-like. Gene Ontology annotation, molecular function: DNA binding. The record is from RefSeq and is a predicted model, not a curated record. Gene Ontology annotation, cellular component: DNA replication factor A complex; site of double-strand break; chromosome, telomeric region. Gene Ontology annotation, biological process: nucleotide-excision repair; DNA replication; double-strand break repair via homologous recombination. NCBI's taxonomy places the organism in Eukaryota, Metazoa, Mollusca, Gastropoda, Lepetellida, Haliotidae.